AUGGGGCACUCGACAUCGAGUGAAUCCACAGCUAGUUCGGAAUCGCCCUCACCAAGCAGCUUGCUAUGGGUGAAAGUCCGAACAGGUAGCAAGCUUCAGACCCCUACAGCCCUAAAUGGUGAUAACAUCAUCAAAAUCUGCCGCUGGCUUCAAGGGAAGCCCCAUAGCUGGCGAAUGUAUGUCACCAUUUCAGUGGGCCGAGGACAAGGUCAGACAGAGAUUGUGCAGGUGAAGAACCAAGGGGAUUCGGAGGUUUCUUUCAGUCACACACCCAUCCCCUUCACUCUGGAAGACAUUGUCGCGCAUGAGCAUACCACUGGACUUGGACCACGUGCGACUUCCUUAGCGUCAAUGUCUUUAGCUUCCACUUUGUUGGAUCGAAGGAUCCCGGAAAUGACCAUUAAGGUGUUCCGGGUCCGACGUUUAUGUCAAGAUGCCUUGGUGGGUAUGGCUCGCUUACCCAUCAGCACCACAGAGCUAGCUGGCACCUCGAGGGAUCACAGCAUUUAUUUGGGGAAUGGUUGUGGCAUGAUCACUGUGCGCUGCAGUUUCAACUGCUCUGUGGCAGAUUUGCCGAAUCUUCAAAGUGUAUUGGCUUAUCCAAAGCGCCACUCCUUGGCCAAGUUUGCUCAAGCUUUGGCUCAGCUGCUGCAAGGGGAGGAUGGAUUGGAGCUCUUAAGGCGUGCAUUGCCUCCAGCUAUUCAUGUGAGAGCAGAGAAUUCAAAGGAGGGCACUGCGGUGAUGCAGAGCUUUUUGGUGUCUUUAUGCAAUCAGGUCAGCAUGCUAUCGGAGGAUGAGAGUGAUGCGGAAGUCAUGCAGCGCUUGGCCCCAUUGUCAAGGAGCAUACAGGAUUUCAUUGCUCAGUACACAAGCUCAGAAUCUGAUGUGGCAAACCUGGCAGAGAGGUGGCUAGGAGAAACUUUCUCCUUAUGCGCCCGAAAGGCUGGAAACAGCCAGAAGCUUGCGUCGAUGAACCACUGUAUGAUCAAGGAGUUUCUGAGGAAGGGAGAGCAAUAUCCUGGUUUGGACCACUUGGUGCCAAUUGAUCGGGAUGGCCACCAAAUCCCGGAUUGGGUGAACUCACCAUUGCCAGUGAGACGAGAUUAUGUCCCCCAUGAGGCAAUUCUUGGGAAAGGGAUGUUCGGCACGGUUUGGCGAGCCAUGGACUCCAGAUCGGGCCAUUGGUAUGCCGUGAAGAAGAGUCACACUUAUCGGCAGGCCACAGUGGCCAGAGAACGAGAAGUCACGAACCAUGUCUUGAUGAAUCCGCAUCCCUUCAUUGUGCAGAUCUUUGGCAACCACUUUAUUGAGAGCGGCACAGGGUUUUCCUCUUUGGUCAUGGAGUUUUGUGCAGGGGGUGAUCUUCAGGACAAAGUAAAUGCAGGUCAUCUACUCGGUGAGUAUCAUAUGCCGAAAGAGGCAUUGACUUGGCUGGCCGAAAUCUUCCUUGGUUUAGAGCACUUGCAUUUAGUCCUGGGCACCCUACAACGAGACUUGAAGCCCAGAAACGUGGUCUUCUCUCAGCAUGGCAGAGCCAAGCUCACUGACUUUGGAAUGGGACGAAUAGGUUUGGUCUCAACGGGAGAGUUCACUCUGCAGAAUUGCCCACCUGGAAGCCCGGCCUACGUAGCUCCUGAAGUGGUGCUGCAGAAGCCCUAUGACUGCAAAGCGGACAUCUAUUCCUUUGGCGUGGUAUGUUGGAACGUGCUGACCGGUGGGAUUCGUGAUGCGGCAGGGGAUUGGUCGACACCCUGCUGCCCAUUCUCUGCACAUAAUUUCAUGAAGUUGGCGAACAACCACCGUUUGCUGGAAAGGUAUGUCAAAACUCCGCAGAGGAACUCUGCUCGGCCUUUGCCCAGCGACGAGGCGAGUGACUUUGUUCUGGCAUUGACGAAGCCAGAUCCGGAUCAAAGACUUGAUCAUGGCAAAAUCCGGGCGACCCAAUUCAUGUCAGCAUUGAACUUGCCCCCGGCAGAAGCCCGGCGGUCUCAGAUUGAAGAGUGGCUGCGCUCCCAAGCAGCCAAUUCGCGCAAUUCGUAG
This is a messenger RNA of Durusdinium trenchii, 2040 nucleotides long. Lineage: Eukaryota; Dinophyceae; Suessiales; Symbiodiniaceae. The record is from the annotation of a GenBank genome assembly.